AUGGGGCUGAAAAAAUCUAUCAGCCAUGAUUGAAUGGCAACGUAGACUCGAUGGAUCGAAUGGCCUAAUUUCUGUGUCUAUGUCUUAUGAAUCAUCCAGUCUCAUUUCAAAUCUUCACCAAUUUGUUCUUUCAAGCAGAGCACGAGUUCCCAACUACAUACCCCCCCAAUGAACCAUUGGCUUUUGCUUUUAAGCUGCAAUAUCUUUCAAAUCCUAGCAAGCAACCAGUGUCUGAGAGUUUCAGAGUAUCUUAGAAACACUUCUCCCCCUUGCAAAGCAUACCUUCACAACAACACACAGCCUUUGUAACCAGGGAUAAAUGCUGAUUGAUGAGAUCUGAACUCUCUUUUAAACACUAUAAAGCAUAACUGUUCAAAAUGUCAACACUUUCCUGGAACUUUGCAGAUGUGCAGUAAACGAUUGCUGCUGCAACCCAUUGGCUCCCAGUGUGAACACCUUGCACCUUCUUUUCAGUAAAACAACCAGGGUCUCCCUUUAAUCUAUGAUGACCUCAUCGUCAAGGUAUGUUGUUAGGCAGACUUCAGAACAGGUCACCAAACCCCUUCAUCUUAAAGGCAUAGUCCCAAAACGUAGUAUAUAAAAAUCUUGUAUUUGUAGCACCCUACAAGUCAUAUGAUGAUCAUUGUGCCAUCAUCUUUAUGUCACAACACAAACAUUCUUUUUAGAUCCAUCACAACCACACAGUUGCCAGAUCCAAGACAGUGACUUUACUAAAGUUACUGUUUGUGAAAAUAAGUCUCUUUCAGGACUGAAAGGGCUCACAGAACACUUGUAUGCUGUGCAGAGGUGCCUGAGAGCCUGUUUCCAUGGAGUUUGUGAGUAGGUAAGAGGUAGGAAGGGAGUGCGAACUCACAUAUUGAUGUCACAGCACCAUGGAUGAUGGGGUAGUCCUCAAAAAACGGGGCUACACCUUAGGUGUCAAUCUGGGGGAGGGGUCAUAUGCCAAAGUCAAGUCUGCCUACUCUGAUCGGCUGAAGACUAACGUGGCUGUUAAAAUUAUCGAUAGGAGGAAGGCUCCUGCUGACUUCCUGGAGAAGUUUCUGCCCCGUGAGUUGGAAAUCUUGGCUUUGCUCAAUCACCGCUACAUCGUAAAAACGUUUGAGAUUUUUGAGACUUCAGAUGGAAAGGUUUACAUUAUUAUGGAAUUGGGUGUUCAGGGAGAUUUAUUGGAGUUCAUUAAAACAAGGGGGGCUUUACCUGAGGAGGUGUCACGUAAGAUGUUCCGUCAGUUGGCACUGGCCGUUAAGCACUGUCAUGAGCUAGGUGUAGUCCACCGAGAUUUAAAGUGCGAGAAUCUCCUUCUAGACAAGGACUUCAAUAUCAAGCUCUCAGACUUUGGUUUUGCCAAGCGAUGCAGUACAGAUGAUCAGGGACGACCCUUGCUCAGCAAAACCUUUUGUGGCUCUGCAGCAUAUGCAGCUCCUGAAGUCUUGCAGGGCAUUCCUUACCAGCCUAAAGUGUAUGAUGUCUGGAGCCUUGGGGUAAUCCUUUUCAUCAUGGUGUGUGGCUCGAUGCCAUACGAUGACUCCAACAUCAAAAGGAUGCUUAGGAUUCAGAAAGAGCACAGGGUGGAUUUUCCCCGUUCAAAGGUGGUUCCUGCAGACUGCAAGGAACUGAUCUAUCGCAUGCUCCACCCUGACACCAGCAAGCGGCUCACCAUUGGAGAGGUCCUGGAACAUCCAUGGCUCUUUACUGCCAAGAUGAAAGAAACGACUUCAACCAAAAAAGUAGAUCAAAGUGCUGAGAAGAGAGAGGAGAAAAGAGAGGAGAAGAGAGAGGAGAAGCAUGGCCAUACCAAGGACGAACGACAUGAAGGAAAAACAGAGCAGAAACGAGACACAAAAUACCAGUGGGAAAUUGAAGCCGGCCAUGAGUGGGUAGACAUGAAACAUGAGGCAAAACAUGAGUGGAUGAACAUGAAACGGGACAAGGCAGAUGGCAAGCAUGAAGCUGAGCAUAAAGAAGAGGCCAGGAAUGAGGGGAAAUCCGAUUUCAAGAGUAGAACCUCACCUCAGGAAGCAAGGGACGCAAAGCACCAUUCAAAAGUACCAAGAUCUGAGCACAGGAGUGGAACCAAGACAGCUUUGAGGACAGAGAAGUCUCCAAAUCAAGAUGCCAAAACCGAUCCUGAAACUGACAGCAGACUGGAACCAAGAACAGAUACAAGGGGCAGCAGGCGCAAAUCAAGAAGCCUUAGACUAACUGACGAGGAUCAUCCUGAUGACAGCGAGGUCUAUCCUGACCAGGAGAGCUUCAUCGAGGCACAGAGCAAGGCAGAGCUGAAAAAGGUUAGCUCCAGAAAAUCAAAAUCUAUUGAAAAACGGGGCAAACAUUCUAGCAAAUCUCGCACCUAG
Messenger RNA from Chiloscyllium plagiosum (whitespotted bambooshark), 2375 nucleotides. RefSeq names its product testis-specific serine/threonine-protein kinase 1-like. Gene Ontology annotation, biological process: microtubule cytoskeleton organization; protein phosphorylation; intracellular signal transduction. Gene Ontology annotation, molecular function: tau-protein kinase activity; ATP binding. NCBI's taxonomy places the organism in Eukaryota, Metazoa, Chordata, Chondrichthyes, Orectolobiformes, Hemiscylliidae. The record is from RefSeq and is a predicted model, not a curated record. Gene Ontology annotation, cellular component: cytoplasm.